AUGCAUUGUGAGAGGUUUAUAUGCAUCCUGAGAAUUCUUGGAACGACCCUAUUCGGAGUAUCUCUUCUGCUGGGAAUUUCAGCUGCUUAUAUCGUGGGCUACCAGUUUAUCCAAACAGACAACUAUUAUUUCUCCUUUGGGCUCUAUGGUGCUAUUCUGGCAUCCCACCUUAUCAUCCAAAGCUUAUUUGCCUUUCUGGAGCACCGUAAAAUGCGCCGAUCCCUCGAGACGCCAAUCAAGCUGAACAAAACUGUUGCCCUUUGCAUUGCUGCCUACCAAGAAGACCCAGACUACUUAAAGAAAUGUUUACUUUCCGUGAAGAGGCUCACCUACCCUGGAAUUAAGUUGAUUAUGGUAAUCGAUGGGAAUUCUGAAGAUGAUGUUUACAUGAUGGACAUCUUUAGUGAAAUCAUGGGCAGGGAUAAAUCUGCGACUUACAUCUGGAGGAAUAACUUUCAUCAGAGAGGCCCCAACGAGACGGAAGAGUCCCAUAGAGAAAGCAUGCAACAUGUCACUCAGCUGGUCCUGUCCAACAAGAGUGUCUGCAUCAUGCAAAAAUGGGGUGGAAAAAGGGAAGUCAUGUACACAGCCUUCAAAGCACUGGGGAGAAGCGUGGAUUAUGUGCAGACCCUGGAGCUAGAUAUCACCAGCCUGCAUCGAAUCUCAACCCAUGACCUGGAUCGGCUACUGGCAGAGUUCAUGGACGUCUACGUUGGGGGCCUAGGUGGUGACAUACAGAUUUUGAACAAGUACGAUUCAUGGAUCUCCUUUCUCAGCAGUGUCAGGUACUGGAUGGCCUUUAAUAUUGAACGAGCGUGCCAGUCCUACUUUGGCUGCGUGCAGUGUAUCAGUGGACCCUUAGGGAUGUACAGGAACUCCUUACUCCACGAAUUUGUGGAAGAUUGGUACAACCAGGAAUUCAUGGGCUCUCAGUGUAGCUUUGGAGACGAUCGGCAUCUCACCAACAGGGUCCUAAGCCUGGGCUAUGCAACGAAGUACACCGCUCGAUCCAAGUGCCUUACGGAAACGCCCAUCGAAUAUCUCAGAUGGUUGAACCAGCAGACCCGUUGGAGUAAGUCCUAUUUCCGUGAGUGGUUAUACAACGCCAUGUGGUUCCACAAGCAUCACUUGUGGAUGACCUACGAGGCGGUCAUCACAGGGUUCUUUCCCUUUUUUCUCAUUGCCACUGUCAUACAACUUUUCUACCGGGGGAAACUGUGGAACAUCCUUCUCUUCUUGUUGACUGUCCAACUUGUUGGCCUCAUCAAGUCUUCCUUUGCGAGCUGCCUUAGAGGGAACAUUGUCAUGGUGUUUAUGUCCCUUUACUCAGUGUUGUACAUGUCAAGUUUACUUCCCGCCAAGAUGUUUGCAAUCGCCACCAUAAACAAGGCAGGAUGGGGCACAUCUGGCCGAAAAACUAUCGUGGUCAAUUUCAUAGGACUCAUCCCCGUGUCUGUUUGGUUUACAAUCCUUCUAGGCGGGGUUAUUUUCACCAUAUACAAGGAAUCUAGGAAGCCAUUUUCCGAAUCAAAACAGACAGUGCUGAUCAUUGGCACAAUACUUUACGCCUGCUACUGGGUGAUGCUUUUGACUUUAUAUUUAGCUCUUAUCACUAAAUGUGGCCGGCGGAAGAAGGAACAACAAUACGACAUGGUGCUUGAUGUGUGAUUUCACCAGCAUGGACAUUUUCUUGUUGUUGUUGUUUCAUCUUUGCUGCCCUUA
Molecule: messenger RNA, 1722 nt
Organism: Thamnophis sirtalis
Lineage: Eukaryota; Metazoa; Chordata; Lepidosauria; Squamata; Natricidae
Source: RefSeq, a predicted model, not a curated record